Molecule: messenger RNA, 584 nt
Organism: Bursaphelenchus xylophilus (pine wood nematode)
Lineage: Eukaryota; Metazoa; Nematoda; Chromadorea; Rhabditida; Aphelenchoididae
Source: the annotation of a GenBank genome assembly
AUGUCCACUGAAACAGUUUACUUUACCGACUUCUCCAAUAUGGAGUUUGCCUACAGAUCCGAGGAUUCCAGAUCCGCGAGAUAUCGACAGAAGCAAAGAUACGAAGCGACUCUUCUCCGCAAUGCCGUCGCUUUGGCCGUGAUCCACAAACUGCAUCGCUGGUGCUGCCAAUUGUUCUGGCUGACGCUGGUUUGUGUGAUUGGUUGUUAUGGGGAAUUGAAUGAAGACAAACAGAAAACGAUCAAAAGUGUGCGGAAAAAUAUUUCUCUGACUUCGCAGCGCCGCUCGAAGACCGUCAGCGAUCUCGAGAUGCAGGUAAAUAAAUUCUCUUAUCAGAAUUGAAGGGAACUUGUGUUACAAUCAAUUGAGAAUGCCCCUCAAAUAUGAUGUAAUAUGCGUUUUCAAGAAAAAGCAAAAAGAUUUAUGUGUAAUUUAAUUGUUUUCAGUUACUGCGCCAUCUGACUUGUCCGCAAACUGCGAUUCUUCGGCCGAUUAGUAGAUCCACUGGCCACAAGAAACGUCAUCUCUCUCGACCCCCGUCUCCUCAACUAUUCGAUAUCCACGAAGAGACCGAUCUGGAGUAA